This is a messenger RNA of Thermochaetoides thermophila DSM 1495, 1500 nucleotides long. RefSeq lists its product as uncharacterized. Gene Ontology annotation, cellular component: membrane. The record is from RefSeq and is a predicted model, not a curated record. Gene Ontology annotation, molecular function: transmembrane transporter activity. Gene Ontology annotation, biological process: transmembrane transport. Bases 1 to 1500 code for a protein of 499 amino acids. The transcript has 7 exons. Lineage: Eukaryota; Fungi; Ascomycota; Sordariomycetes; Sordariales; Chaetomiaceae.
AUGGCAGACGCUGGACGGCACGUCGCGGUCUCCGCGACUGUGACGGAUGAAAAGUGUGCAGCUGUGCUGGACGAGAAGCAAAUCGCCAGCUCCGAGAGUCAAAUAAGCCACACAGACGAUGAAGGCAAUGAAAUUACGUGGACUGAGGAGGAAGAGAAGAGGUUGGUUAGGAAGAUCGACACAAUGGUUUUGCCCAUUCUGAUCAUUUGCUUCUUCGCACUUCAGCUUGACCGUGGCAACAUCGGCAAUGCCAUGACUGAUUUCUUCCUGCAGGAAGUUGGCAUCACCCAGUACCAGUUCAACAUUGGCCAGCAGCUACUGUCUGCUGGUAUCGUUCUUCUUGAGGUUCCCAGCAACAUCAUCCUCUAUCGGCUCGGCCCCUCGUUAUGGAUUGGAUUCCAGAUUCUCGCUUGGGGCUCCGUUGCAACAUUCCAGGCCUUCAUCAAGGGCAAGGGACUGGGCCCGUACUUGACCACCCGUCUGCUGCUCGGUUUGUGCGAAUCGGGCUUCAUCCCAGCUGGCCUUUUUACCAUCACCCGCUGGUAUAAGCGGGAGGAAACUAGCAAGCGGUUCGCCUUCUACUUCAUCGGCAACAUGUUUGCUUCUGCCUGCUCUGGCCUUCUUGCCUAUGGCAUCCUUCACAUGAGAGGAAUCUGCGGCCUCAGUGGCUGGCAAUGGCUCUUCAUGCUUGAGGGUCUCUUUACCAUUCUGUGUGGCUUUAUCUUCCUCUUCCUGUUCCCACGCUCUACUGCGAGGCCAGUUUCUCUCGCAGGCGUCCGUUUCUUCAGCGAGCGCGAGUCUCAGAUCCUUACGCAGCGUGUCCUGCGUGACGACCCGUCCAAGUUUCAGCCGCACAAGAAUGUCAGCCUCGCCGAGGUGAAGGCGACAUUCACUAACUGGCGCCUGCUCCCACAUUUCCUCGCAACCGUCCUUGGCAUGGCUCCUGCUCACACUAUGGGCGCGUAUGCUCCCACGCUUAUUGCGUCAUUUGGCUACAACAGGCUCAAGGCCAACGCUAUGGCUUCCGUUAGCGCUUGGGGCUUGUUUGUGCUGAAUAUUGUUUGGGGUUUGCUUGCCGAUAAGUUCCAGCGCAGAGGCUUGCUCAUUUUUCUGGCUGUUGUCAUUUACUGGGGCUUUACGCUCGGCAAUCGCAUUCUUAUUGAGUCAACGAACCGCGACCUGCGUUUCGGUAUCCUUACCGUUUCUCUUAUGUUCCAAGCUCCAUGGCACGCUACAAACGGUUCGUGGAUGGCGCUUAACGCCCGGUCCGCUGGCGAGCGAUCUAUCACCAUGGCCAUUUUCGUGACGGGCGCCAACCUUGCAGGCAUCAUUGGUAGCCAGAUCUUCCAAGCUGAGGACGCUCCCGUGUACCGGACUGGCUGGACCGUCAUUAUGGUCCUGGUUUCGUUGUCUCUGUGCUCUGUCAUUGUUGCCAACCUACAGUACUGGCUCUUGAACAAGUUUCAGAAGAGGCAGGGCAAGGACAGAUACCAUUACUAA